UACGGUAGCCCAGAGGACACACGCGGGCAACAAUGGCGGCGGACGGAAGCGGCGCGGAGUUAAACAUGAAGAGAAAAGCGGACCACGGUCAGGGCGACGAAGGAGACGAAGCCGAAUGGGUCGGGCCCCUGCCCAGCGAAGCCACGAAGACCAAAAAAAGGAAAGUGUUGCAGUUUGAGCGUGUUUACCUCGACAACCUCCCGUCAGCUGCGAUGUACGAGCGCAGCUACAUGCACAAAGACGUCAUCACGCAUAUUGUGUGUUCAAAGACAGACUUUGUCGUCACAGCCAGCCAGGAUGGCCAUAUCAAGUUUUGGAAGAAGAAAGAGGACCACGGGAUUGAGUUUGUCAAACACUUUCGCAGCCAUCUUGGUGUGAUUGAGAGCAUUUCUGUCAGUGCUGAGGGAGCCCUUUUCUGUUCGGUUGGUGAUGACCAGGCCAUGAAAAUAUUUGACGUCGUCAACUUUGACAUGAUCAAUAUGCUGAAGUUGGGCUUCCAUCCAGGUCAGUGUGAAUGGAUAUACAACCCAGGGGACGCCAUCUCCACUGUGGCCUGCUCAGAGAAGUCAACAGGGAAGAUCUUUAUUUUUGAUGGACGGGGAAGCAACCAGCCUCUUCAUACCUUUGAUAAGCUGCACUCUUUACCGCUUUCACAGAUCUGCUUAAAUCCUAAAUUCAGGGUAAUUGUGUCCGCUGACAAAGCAGGCAUGCUGGAAUACUGGACUGGCCUCCCAAAUGAAUUCCGGUUCCCUAAAAACGUGCACUGGGAAUACAAAACGGAGACAGACCUGUAUGAAUUUACAAAACACAAAACAUAUCCCAUCAGCUUGGUGUUCUCCUCUGAUGGCAAGAAAAUGGCGACCAUUGCCUCUGACCGGAAAGUCAGGAUCUUCCGCUUCCUGACGGGGAAACUGAUGCGGGUGUUUGAUGAAUCGUUGACGAUGUUCACAGAGCUGCAGCAGAUGAGGCAGCAGCUGCCCGACAUGGAGUUUGGGAGGCGGAUGGCGGUGGAGAGGGAACUGGAGAAGGUGGACGGCAUCCGCUUGACAAACAUCAUCUUUGAUGAGACGGGCAACUUUGUCCUCUACGGGACAAUGCUGGGUAUCAAGGUCAUCAACGUGGAGACCAACAGGUGUGUGAGAAUUCUCGGGAAGCUCGAGAACAUCCGUGUGGUCAAGCUGAGCCUCUUCCAGGGGACUGCGAAGGCCACACACACGGCACCCACAAUUGAGAUGAAGGCAUCAGACAACCCUAACUUACAGAACUGUGAGCCUGAUCCUACCAUCUUCUGCACUGCCUUCAAGAAGAACCGUUUCUACAUGUUCUCCAAAAGGGAACCAGAAGAUACCAAGAGUGCCGACUCUGACCGAGACAUCUUUAACGAGAAGCCAUCAAAGGAGGAGGUGAUGGCUGCCACACAGGCCGAGGGGCCGAAGAGAGUAUCUGACAGUGCCAUUAUCCACACAACCAUUGGAGACAUCCAUAUCAAGCUGUUUCCUGUUGAAUGCCCCAAGACUGUCGAGAACUUCUGUGUCCACAGCAGGAAUGGCUAUUACAAUGGACACAUAUUCCACAGAGUAAUCAAGGGUUUCAUGAUCCAGACUGGAGACCCCACAGGCACAGGGAUGGGAGGAGAGAGUAUCUGGGGAGGAGAGUUUGAGGAUGAGUUUCACGCCACACUGAGACAUGACCGCCCGUACACUCUCAGUAUGGCCAACGGAGGCCCUGGCACCAACGGAUCACAGUUUUUCAUCACUGUCGUGCCAACUCCUUGGCUCGACAACAAGCAUACUGUAUUCGGACGGAGCACAAAAGGUAUGGAAGUAGUCCAGAGGAUCUCCAAUGUUAAAGUCAACCCCAAGACGGACAAACCUUUUGAAGACAUCAGCAUCAUCAACAUCACUGUAAAGUGAUCCUGCUCCCUGCUCAUAACCUGUACAUUUUUUUUUACCAAAUAAAUUUUGAAAUAA
Lampris incognitus (smalleye Pacific opah) is the source of this 1970-nucleotide messenger RNA. It is a transcript of the gene ppwd1, whose product is annotated as peptidylprolyl isomerase domain and WD repeat containing 1. Gene Ontology annotation, biological process: protein peptidyl-prolyl isomerization. NCBI's taxonomy places the organism in Eukaryota, Metazoa, Chordata, Actinopteri, Lampriformes, Lampridae. The transcript has 11 exons. The record is from RefSeq and is a predicted model, not a curated record. Gene Ontology annotation, molecular function: protein binding; peptidyl-prolyl cis-trans isomerase activity. Bases 33 to 1913 code for a protein of 626 amino acids.